This is a messenger RNA of Aureobasidium pullulans EXF-150, 1656 nucleotides long. RefSeq names its product xylosidase : arabinofuranosidase. The transcript is spliced from 2 exons. NCBI's taxonomy places the organism in Eukaryota, Fungi, Ascomycota, Dothideomycetes, Dothideales, Saccotheciaceae. Gene Ontology annotation, molecular function: hydrolase activity, hydrolyzing O-glycosyl compounds. Gene Ontology annotation, biological process: carbohydrate metabolic process. The record is from RefSeq and is a predicted model, not a curated record. The coding region runs from base 1 to 1656 and encodes 551 amino acids.
AUGUGGCUUGCAAGUAUCAUCACCCUUGUCUUGAGUACAGGUCUGGGCGUAAAACCCCAUGCCGUAGCCAACACAAAAAACGCCACUUAUACCAACCCCAUUCUCCCCGGAUUCUUCCCUGAUCCGAGUUGUAUAUUCGUACCAGAGUUGAGCAACACAUUUAUCUGCGCCUCGUCAAGCUUCCUCGCCUUUCCUGGCAUUCCGUUACACGCCAGCAAAGACCUCAUUCACUGGAAACUGAUCAGCCAUGUUUUCAUUCGCCGCGAACAGUAUCCAAGCUUUGGGAAUAUCUCGAACAACCAAUUUGGAGUUUAUGCUCCAACUAUCCGAUUCCACGAAAACACGUUCUACAUCUCGGUGACGAUGUUUGGAAGCUCUGAAUACCCUUACCUUGAGAAUUUGGUUUUCAAUGCCAGUGAUCCUUUCGAUGAUCGCAGUUGGGGCAUACCGAUCAGUACUCAAGGUCAAGCUUACGAUACCUCUUUAUUCUGGGAGGACGAUGGGACAAUUUACGAUCAAGGUGCUGCUGGUCUGGGCAUUGUCCAAUGGAAGGUCGACCUCCAAUCAGUGUGGUCAGCGACGGAAGGUGGAUCUGGUGAUGCUGAGGGUACUGCUGCGACCAAGCAUCAUGAGUCGAUUGCUAGAUCGAGGAACAUCACUGGCCCCUAUGAGUCCAAACCAGCGAACCCUGUCCUGUCGAAUGUGAACACCACGCAAUACUUCACUGGUACCGGUCAUGUUGAUCUCUUCAAGGAUGCUCAAGGCAAUUGGUGGGGAGUUGCUCUUGCUACACGAGGUGGUCCCAAAUCAGCUGCUUAUCCCAUGGGACGUGAGACUGUCUUAUUUCCAGUAUCAUGGGAGGCUGGAGAGUGGCCUGUCUUUGACCAAGUAAGGGGUAUCAUGUCAGGCCCUCUUCCUCCGAUCGAUCUUGAAAUUAAUGCUCACGGCCGGUUCAUAGGAGGCCCGGACAUCGUCGAGUUUGGUCCGGGAUCUGACAUCCCAAUACACUUCACCUACUGGCGGUUCCCGAUCUCUGGCGCUUACACAGUCUCGCCAGCCAAACAUCCGCACACACUGCGCCUCGUACCUUCGGCAUUGAACCUGACAGGAAGUCCCAAUCAUGUACUGUCAGAUGGCCAAACGUUCAUCUCCCGAAGACAGACUGAUACUCUAUUCACAUAUUCAGUUGACAUCAACUUCCCCGCCGCUGUUGAGAACGAAGAAGUCGGCAUCUCUGUAUUCCUGACGCAAGAUCAACAUCUCGAUCUCGGCCUGACGAAACUCAACAACGGAACAUACCUACGCUUCAGAGGUCGUAGCAGCAAAGAAAUCCCACCAGCAGAAAUAUUACACCGAGUAGACUCCACCUGGCUUGCGGAAAAAGUGCGUUUCCAGAUUGAUGCUUUCAAUGCUACACACUAUCGUUUCCUCGCAGGCAAGGUGGAGGAAGAUGUUGAUAGAGUUCCGCUGAGAGAGAUAGCUGUCGCACCUGCCUCGCUGGUCAGUGGAGGGUAUACUGGUACAUUGGUGGGUGUCUACGCUACUACUAAUGGUGGGAAUGGUAGUACUCCUGCUUAUGUCAGUCGUUGGAGAUAUCGUCCUCGAGGACAGGCUGUUGAUUAUGAUACGUGGGUUUAUCCGGACGAGUAUUGUUGA